AGCGAUGCUCUCUCAGUCAUCAGGAGAAGACUUGGCUGCCGCGCCAAGUAAUCCAUAGAAUAAUUGAGUAUGUUACCUUGCAUGAUCGAGCUAUAAAAACUCGCUCUACCUAUAAAGUAGCAACAGUAACCAGCAGUCAACCUUCCUAUUAAGAACAACGCUACACAGACUUAGUGGAACGCAAGUGCCGUCUAGCGCACGCGGGGUGCGGAUGGUUCCCGCAUCUAAGGCUGAACACUACUCCUGGUGUUGGCGAAGUUAUGUUAUUUUUGGGUCAAGUGGUGUCACAGGAAGCGGCUACAUUAGAGCAAAGUAUUUAAAUUACAGACUUUUCCUCUCUAGCCAUAAUACUUCAGUGCCUUAUCCAGCUUCUCACUCAUCUUUGACAAUCAUAUCUUUGAAGAAAGCAUCAUGGCAAAGUCUAUCAUGAAAUUCCUGGCACUGCCAGCCCUUCUUGCUGGUGCCGCGCAGGCCUUGACCUUCACCAACAACAUCCCGGUUGAUAGUUACUACAAGGUUGGGUCCGAGUUUACAUUGGAAUGGCUCCCGGAGACGAGAACCGACUCUUUCCGCCUAGAGGUGUCGUCAUUCCUAGCUGAACCGAUUCUUGUAUCGCCCAGUGGCGGUCCGCUCGGCUCGCCAAUUUACGACUACAAGUCGCAGACCAUUCUUCUUGACGAUGCUGUCAAGUUCACCGAUGGUAGCUACACGUGGGUGAUCGAAAAAAUAGACGGUCGCACUGGUGGAGAUUGGUUUUACGGCUUUUCGGCAUCUUGGGAAUACGGAGGUUCAAGCCCACGAUCUUUCCACCUGGAAGCUUAAAAGUCAUCUAUGGGAUGUCUAGGAGAACUGGAUCAUAAGCAGUGAUGCUGUACAAAAAGAUAGAACAUUAUACAAGUCAAGCAAUGGAAUUUGUACUAUUAUCACGCUAUCUGUAAUAGGCCUUGUGCUCGAAUGGGGACAAGGUUUUGAUACUGACAUCAGAGUAAACUAAGGGGAGCGCGUUUACUACCUAUUUCACACAGGUGUUCGUAACCGCCGCCGUGCC
Molecule: messenger RNA, 1048 nt
Organism: Xylaria bambusicola
Lineage: Eukaryota; Fungi; Ascomycota; Sordariomycetes; Xylariales; Xylariaceae
Exons: 3
Coding region: 412-822 (136 amino acids)
Source: RefSeq, a predicted model, not a curated record